Messenger RNA from Lutzomyia longipalpis, 2671 nucleotides. RefSeq names its product cytokine-like nuclear factor N-PAC (gene Ndf). NCBI's taxonomy places the organism in Eukaryota, Metazoa, Arthropoda, Insecta, Diptera, Psychodidae. Gene Ontology annotation, molecular function: NAD binding; NADP binding; oxidoreductase activity, acting on the CH-OH group of donors, NAD or NADP as acceptor. The record is from RefSeq and is a predicted model, not a curated record. The coding region runs from base 162 to 1736 and encodes 524 amino acids. The transcript is spliced from 9 exons.
AUUGUCACUUUUUUGAUGACAGCGACUAGCGACGCCAUUAGGAGCAUCGCGUCUAAAAUUUUUAAUUUGUGAAAAAUACAAAAUAAUACCUCUUGUGGGUGUUGAAAAAGACCAAAAAGGGCUCUAGUUUAAUUAGUGGAUUGUGCAAAAGGCAGUGAAUAAUGAGUGACUCCGGUACUUUUGCUCUAAAUGACUUGGUGUGGGCUAAAAUGAGGGGAUUCUCACCGUGGCCUGGCCGGGUUGUGGAUCCACCACCGGAACUCCGGAAGAUUGCCAAGAAGAAUAUCCCAGCCCAAUGUAUAUUCUUCUUUGGCUCCAAUAACUAUGCCUGGAUUGAGAAUUCCUUCAUUCGGCCGUAUGAGCAAUUCAAAAGUAAGUUCAUCACGUCCUACAAGACCGUGGCAUUCAAGGAAGCCGUUGAAGCAAUUGAGAAGUACAUCAAGGACCCAUCGAGCUUUGAAGCGUCUCUCAGGCCAACGGAGCCUGAUCCCAAUGAGCAAUUUGAUAAGCUCAGAGAAGAGGAGGAGAUUGAGUCCCCCAAACCGGUGGUAACACCCAAAAAGGUGACUCCCAAGAGAAAAGAGAAGCCAAAAGCAACUCGCAAUUCCCUGAAAAAGGCUGACAAUGACAUCGCAACACCCCAGCCAGAUCGUAAGCGUAAACGCAUAUCGGCCUCGCUGGAGAACAAUGAUGACAGCCACAAUGAGAUAGAUGGAUCAUUCACGAGCCAUGGUACAACAACAAGACGCAAUGUCGCCGCAUCGGGGCUGCUGAAUCGACCAGCACCUAUACCGCGACCUGAAACACCUGAGAUUGACAUGAGUAAAGUCUCUCAGACGCUAAAAUCGAAGAACAUUACGCCAUCGUCGCUGCGCUUUGGUUUUCUCGGCUUGGGCAUCAUGGGAUGUGGCAUUGUGAAGAAUCUAAUUAAUUCCGGGCAUAAGGUUGUCGUGUGGAAUCGCACCUUCACUAAAUGUCGCACCUUUGCCGAGGCGGGUGCACAAGUUGGGGACACCCCGUCCGAUGUGGUUGACGCUACGGACAUAACAUUCUCAUGCGUGGCUGAUCCUCAAGCUGCGAAAGACAUGGUUUUCGGCAAUUGUGGCGUUUUGCAAGCGAGCUCAGUGUCUGAGGGGAAGGGUUAUGUGGAGAUGACGGGAAUUGAUUCGGAGACAUCGACAGACAUUGCCGAUGCUAUUGUUUCGAAAGGUGGACGGUAUCUUGAGGCCCAAAUUCAGGGGUCUAAGGCACAAGCUGAAGAGGGAACCCUCAUAAUUUUAGCUGCUGGAGAACGUUUGCUCUUUGAGGAGUGUCAGACAUGCUUUGAGGCCAUCGGGAAGAAUUCCUUCUUCCUCGGAGACGUAGGGAAUGCAUCGAGAAUGAAUCUUGUCUUGCAAAUGAUUGCUGGUAUAUCACUCGCAGGCUUGUCUGAAUCCAUGGCUCUUGCUGAACGUGCUGGAUUGCAGACAAAGGAUGUUCUGGAAGUGUUGGAGCUCACUAAUAUGGCUUCACCGCUUAUACUUGAGAAAGGACACGCAAUGACUAAGGGAGAAUACCCCACGCACCAUCCAUUAACACACAUGCAGAAGGAUCUUCAUUUAGCACUGCGGAUGUCGGAAACGCUGGAACAAUCACUUCCGAUUACCGCAAGUGCAAAUGAAGUGUUUAAGCACGCCAAGCGUCUGGGCUAUUCGGACCACGAUGCAAGUGCUGUGUAUGUAAGGGCCAGAUUCUAACGUUAGAUGUUACAAAAGGGGCGCACAAAACUGAAGAAAGAAAGAUUAACAUCCCCCCGACGAGAUGGGUACACGCGCGCUCUUAAUCAUCAUCCUCAAAAGAUGUGAGCUCUUCUUUAUAAGUUGGUUUAAUAGUAAAAAAAAAAAAAGGUAGAAACAUUUUUAUUUCAGAACACAGACAUUUCAUUCUUUAUUAUUAUGUUUUAAGAAUAUAAUUUGAAUAUAUAUAUUUUGCGUUCAAACAAACAAUCAAAUAAGAAAUGUAAAAGGUAAAGUGCAAGCAUAUUUACCUCUAAAAGAAAAAAAAUUGUAUAAGUAAAUUUUUCAAACAAAAAAAAAGGAAAAAAAACAAUAACAGGUCAUUUUGUGUAAAAGAUAGAAUAAUAAUAAAUAAAACUAAACUUUAUGUGAAAGAAAAACAAACAAACUUUGAGUACAUAGAAGGAAAAUCAUUUUUUUUUAAUAAUCCUUAAUCAAACACAAUAUUGUAAAAAAAAAGAGAACAAUUCUGUUUAAUUUUAUUUCAUUGAAUUUUUAAAUGUUAAAUUCGGGAAAUUAUUCAAUUUUCAAAAAAUAAUUUUGUUCUUUUAUGAAGAAAAAAAUAAGAAAUUCAAAAAUAAUUUAGAUAAAUUGUAGCAUUUUUUUUGUUUAGUUAUUUUGCAUAGAAAAACUAAAGAAUUUUAAUUGGAAUCCCCCUAAUUUUGCCUCCUGCAUUAAAUUUUAAGAUUUAAGAAAAUUAUAUUAAUAAUCUUUUUUUUCCUUUAAAUAAAAUACACAAAAAGAAAAAAAAAGUGUGGAACACAUUGUAGGAGAUAAGAGAAAAAGAAAAGCUUGGAAAUUGCAAGUAAGAAAUUCAAUGAAUAUAUACAAAAAAAAAUAUUGUGUAGUUUUAAUAUUUUAUGGAAAAUAAAGAGGUUUUCUUGAAAAAAAGAAAA